AUGACGGUCUUCAUCGCGUCUCUCUUCCUCCCUUAUACGGUCAACUUCCGAGUCGACAAUCCCCGCGAUCGCCCCCCGGCCACUCCUCCUCUGCCCAAUUCAGCGGCCGACACGGUGCCUCCUCUUCCCGCCGCUGCGGCCAGUCUAUUCGAAAAGAACAACUCCAAAGCCCAACCAGGGCUCACACCCGGUGCGACCACAGACCACGAGCGCAUCUUUGCCAGCAACCUUGCAAAGGCUGAGAAGGAAAAGGUUGAAUAUCCGUUCCCACCGUCUUCCCAAGAGAACCAGCUCCUCACAGAAAGCGAAGCCCACUCCCCAGCAUGGGGUGCAACGACUUCCCUCAACCAGCCGCUCAAGGCACCGACCCUCAUCUCCCCAUCUCCAUCCAUUCUAAAACACCAGGAUCCCAUCAUCGCACCGAGUGAGAAGUCAGUACCACUGAAGACCCCCGACUCGGCGCCCGUGCCUUCACUCGGUGCCAAGAAGCCCCAGAAUGGGGAUCGCAAAGCGUCCUUCUCCAGGGCGGAAUGGACAAUUGAGACUGCCGAGCAAGGAAAUGGUGGUUUACGCAAUGCAGUUCGAUCUGCCAAGGAGUCGGGAUACCUGGGGGAUAUGAUGUGGGUAGGUACCCUGGGAAUGCCCACGGAUGCGCUGGUGAAGUGGACGCGCAACGACAUUGCCGAGAGACUGAAAAAUGAGUACAAUUCAUUGACGGUGUUUGUCAAUGACGGCGAUUUUGAUGGUCACUAUACCCAUUUCUGCAAGACCAUCCUCUGGCCCGUCUUCCACUACCAGAUCCCGGAUAACCCAAAGAGCAAGGCCUAUGAGGACCACUCGUGGAUCUACUACGUGAAGCUCAAUCAAGCAUUUGCAGAGAGCAUCGCCAAGGAUUGGAAGCGCGGCGAUGCGAUCUGGGUUCAGGAUUACCACCUCCUGCUCGUUCCGGCUAUGCUUCGCAAGAUGCUGCCGGAUGCGCAGAUUGGCUUUUUCCUGCACAUUGCGUUCCCUUCUUCCGAGGUUUUCAAGUGCUUGGCACCUCGCAAGGAGCUUUUGGAGGGUAUCUUGGGUGCCAACUUGAUCGGUUUCCAGACUGAUGAAUAUUGCCGGCAUUUCUUGCAAACUUGCAGUCGCAUUCUGUGCGUCGAGGCUACGAAUGAAGGCAUCCAGAUGGAAGAUCGCUUUAUCAAUGUGGGAACCUUCCCAAUUGGUAUCGAUCCGACGUCCUGGGAUAAGCGUCGUAAAGCGGCGGAUGUCGAGCGAUGGGUCGAUACAAUCUCCGAGCGGUACCGUGGCAAGCGAUUGAUCGUCUCGCGAGAUAAGAUCGACUCGGUUCGGGGAAUUCGUCAAAAACUCUUGAGCUAUGAGCUGUUCCUCAACACCUAUCCUAAAUGGGCAGAUAAAGUGGUUCUCAUCCAGGUUGCGACCAGUACCACCGAACAGCCCGAGCUGGAGGCAACCAUUUCUGAUAUUGCCAUGCGAAUCAACUCCACCCACUCAACUUUGGCACACCAGCCUCUGGUCUUCCUCAAGCAAGACUUGGCUUUCCCUCAGUAUUUGGCCCUCAUCACGGUUGCCGAUGCUCUGAUGAUCACCAGUCUGCGCGAAGGCAUGAACCUGACUAGCCACGAGUUUGUCUAUUGUCAGGAUGGUAGCUAUGGUGACAAGAAAUAUGGGUCGCUCAUUCUCAGCGAGUUUACCGGUAGUGCAUCCGUCUUCGGAAACCAUGCACUUCUGGUGAAUCCCUGGGACUACAGGCAAUGCUCGGAGGCAAUUCAUACAGCGCUGACGCGAGACGAGAAGAAGCGCAAGGAGGUUUGGGAGGCGUUGCACCGCGCUGUGCUGCAGAACUCGACUGCCAACUGGGUGAAGUCAUUCAAUGAGACACUCACGAAAGUAUGGAACGAGCAAUCGUCUCGGGAGAUCAUGGCCGUUCCACGACUCUCGGUACCUCGACUCAUCGAGGAGUACCGGCAGACUAAGCGCCGACUCAUGAUCGUAGACUAUGAAGGCACUCUGGCCUCGUGGGGAUCUCCACGUAGCAUCAUUCUAACUACCCCACAGCGCGCCAUCACGACUCUUACUGAACUGACCGAUGACCCCAACAACAUUGUCUAUGUAAUGAGUUCGCGCAUGCCCGAGGAGAUGGAACGACUCUUCCGCCAGGUUAAUAACCUCGGCCUAAUCGCCGAGAAUGGCUGUUUUGUGCGGGCGCCCAACGCAGACGAAUGGACACAUCUCGCCGACAAAGACCACAUUGAAAACUGGAAGCCAUCGGUCGCUCACAUUCUGUCUUACUUCAAAGAUCGCACGGAGGGUAGUUGGAUCGAGAAGCGCCACUGCUCACUCGUCUUCCACUACGGCUCGGCCGAAGACCACAGCGUCGCAGCACGCCUUGCAGCCGAGUGUGCGGAUCACAUCAACGAUGCCUGUAAGAACCAGGGCGUACACGCGAUCCCUGUCGAGGGCGCGCUAAUCGUCGAAACUGUCAACACGGAUAAGUCUUCGGCCACGGAGCUUGUCUGGCGAUUGUGCUUGGAGGAUGAAGCUGGCAAACCAGACUUUUUAUUGAUUAUUGGCGAUAACCGUGAAGACGAGCCCGUAUUCCGCUGGGCGAAUAAAUUGCACAAAGCCAAGGCUGUCGAUUACGCCAUGACCGUCACUUUGGGGUCGCGUAGUACUGAGGCCAAGGCUACCUUGACUCAGGGAGUAACUGGCGUUCUAUCCUGCUUGCAGCAACUGGCUGCACCAUCAGACAAAACAUCUGCACCUGCGCGUUGA
This is a messenger RNA of Penicillium cataractarum, 2781 nucleotides long. Its product is annotated as putative alpha,alpha-trehalose phosphate synthase subunit TPS3. Gene Ontology annotation, biological process: trehalose biosynthetic process. Gene Ontology annotation, cellular component: alpha,alpha-trehalose-phosphate synthase complex (UDP-forming); cytosol. The record is from RefSeq and is a predicted model, not a curated record. The transcript is spliced from 3 exons. Bases 1 to 2781 code for a protein of 926 amino acids. Lineage: Eukaryota; Fungi; Ascomycota; Eurotiomycetes; Eurotiales; Aspergillaceae. Gene Ontology annotation, molecular function: catalytic activity.